AAGAAAAAUGAGCAUUGUGCCAAGACGCAGGUGAUAAAGGGUAUUCCUUUCCUUGCAGUUGCUUUCCUGUAAUUCAGCCACACUAAGAUACACAAUGGCGACUGCAGCUCCCACUCAUGUGCUUCUGGUGUCCUUCCCAGCCCAAGGGAACAUUAACCCCUUGCUCAGACUAGGCAAGAGACUCGCUGCCAAGGGUAUGCUUGUCACUUUCUCUACAACCGAAACCAUUGGAAAAGAUAUGCGAAAAGCCAAUGACAUCACUGACCAAGCGACUCCGGUGGGAGAUGGUUUUAUAAGGUUUGAUUUUUUUGAUGAUGGUUGGGAAGAGGACGAUCCUAGACGAAAAGACCUAGAUGAGUACUUGCCUCAGCUUGAGCUUGCUGGAAAGGAUGCACUUCAUCAAAUAAUCAAGAAACAUGCCCAUGAGGAUCGUCCAGUUUCAUGUCUUAUAAACAACCCCUUUGACCCAUGGGUUUGUGAUGUUGCCACCGAACUUGGCAUCCCUAAUGCCAUCCUCUGGGUUCAGUCAUGUGCAGUCUUUUCGGCUUAUUAUCACUAUUACCAUAACCUAGCGUCUUUCCCAUCUGAAACCGAGCCCAAGAUUGAUGUUCAACUGCCCUGCAUGCCUCUUUUAAAAUAUGAUGAAGUCCCUGACUUCUUGCACCCUUCUAGUCCAUUUCAGGUUUUAGGGAGGCUCAUCCUAGGCCAGUUCAAGAACUUAUCGAAACCAUUCUUCAUAUUGAUGGACACGUUCCAACAGCUCGAGCCCGAGAUCAUCAAUUACAUGUCAAAGCUCUGCAUGAUCAAACCUGUCGGCCCCUUAUUCAUAAACCCAAAAGCACCAACCACAAGUAUCCGCGGCGACUUCUUGAAAGCUGAUGAUUGCAUUGAGUGGCUCAACUCAAAGCCCCCAGCAUCGGUAGUAUACAUCUCCUUUGGCAGUUCUGCCAACAUAGGACAAGCACAAGCGGAUGAGCUUGCUUACGGGCUCUUCAAUUCUGGGACCUCCUUUUUGUGGGUAAUGAAACCACCUCAAAAAGAUGCCCCUUUCAAGUUGCAUGUUCUACCCGAUGGUUUCAUGGAAAAAGUUGGGAAUAGAGGCAAGGUGAUACAAUGGAGUCCACAAGAACAGGUAUUGGCUCACCCUUCAGUUGCAUGUUUCAUAACCCACUGUGGCUGGAACUCCUCUAUGGAAGCCCUCACCUUAGGAGUGCCGGUAGUGGCAUUUCCACAUUGGGGUGAUCAGGUUACUAAUGCAAAGUUCUUGGUGGAUGUGUUUGGAGUGGGGUUGAGAUUAUCCCGCGGCCUGGCUGAAAACAGAUUGAUCUUGAGAGAUGAGGUUGAGAAGUGCAUGCUGGACGCAAUGGUGGGCCCUAAGGCAGUGGAGAUGAAGCAUAAUGCAUUGAAAUGGAAGAGGGCAGCAAAGGAGGCGGUGGCAGAAGGUGGCUCAUCCGACCAGAAUGUUAAAGCAUUAGUGGAUGAGAUUAGGAAGAGAUGUGCUGCUGUGACUUCCACGUCUACCACUCAAUAACAGGAGACCAAUAUCAAUCCAACAUGG
This is a messenger RNA of Alnus glutinosa, 1558 nucleotides long. Its product is annotated as gallate 1-beta-glucosyltransferase-like. The transcript has a single exon. NCBI's taxonomy places the organism in Eukaryota, Viridiplantae, Streptophyta, Magnoliopsida, Fagales, Betulaceae. Gene Ontology annotation, molecular function: UDP-glycosyltransferase activity. The record is from RefSeq and is a predicted model, not a curated record. Bases 95 to 1531 code for a protein of 478 amino acids.